AUAAUCAAAGUCUCUGCACUCACACUAACCUCCAUACUCAGUACUUGACAAAAUUUCUCAAAAUUACAUCAAUUAUCCAUCAAUUUGAAUGAAAACAAAAAUUAUUUAAAAACUCGCUAAAUUUUCCGCCAAAAUUCAAAUUUUAAAUAAACAAUUUUUUUUAAAACUCAGCCUAAAUCGUAAACAAAAAUUUGUAAAUCAAUAAUGACUAUAAAAAAUCAGACUUUGUGUAAACGAAAACGAAAAUGUACACCCGAGAAUGACAUGAUGGCGUUUAUAGACGACGACUCAUUAAUGGAUGACUCGAUAAAAGAGGAAGAAUCUCAAGAUUUGUCAUCAUCGUCAUCGUCAUUAUUCACACGUCAACAUAUGGUCAAUGGUUGGAGCGAAUCAUCACCGCGAAAUGGAGAAUCUUCAAGUUAUAAUAAUAGAUCUUCAUCUUCGUCAAACGAUUUGACUAAAAAUCAUACCUCGGUAUCAAAUGUCAAUAAUAUUAAUAAUAAUAAUGCACCGGCGACUAGUAUCAAUGGUGAAAAUUCAGCAGGACACGGAUCUCCAUUACGUACAAGUUUAAAUUUACAAUUACGUUCAUACGCAACGCCAAAGCCACGUGUUCAGGAAUGCCCAAUGUGUCCAUUUAGUUCCGACAAUCCCUCAAAGCUAGAGGAGCACAUCAACCGGCAGCACUUUGACCUCACAUCGCCCUCAUUUCCCCCGGAGUCGCCGCCUACUCGUGACGGUUCUUACAAUUGUCCUCUCUGCGUCACAUCAUUUCCCAAUCCCUCGGACCUUGAGCUACAUGUCAACAUCGAGCACAAAGAUAUUCUCAGCCCAGCAAAAGGCACGACGUCAACUCCUGAAGUGACAUCGAAUGACCCACCAACGUGUCCAGUCUGCUUAAGCACGUCGUUCCGCACAAACGAGGAGCUAACCGUCCACAUAGAAGAGCACUUUGCCAAGAAAAGCAGCACACCCUCGCCAAUAGACGUCGCUGACAGCUCCCUGACCUCAAGCGACCGGUUGCUGGCCCGAGACAUGGAGCGCCGGGAGAAAGAAGUCCGGAAACUCCGGGAGCAACGAGAAUUCGAGAUGCUUCGCGCCCAGUACGGGAUGGACAACCAGGGGAACUUCAGAGAACAAAGUGUCACUAAUAUGCAGCGCGCCGUCUACGCGGGGGAAAUGUCAGUCGCCGAUUACUACGAGCGACAGAUAGAACUCAAAGCCGCAGAGAACAACGGGAUCGAUGACGGCAGUUCCUGUACCCGGGGUCUGGUAUCGCGGGUCCGAGCGGUCUCUCAAGCCUGCCACAAUGUUAUCACCACCUGGAUGUGUUCAACAGUCGACCACUAUGCGUCAACUUACGGCGACAAAGGCUGGGGAUGCGGGUACAGAAACACCCAGAUGCUGAUUUCUUCUCUCCUUCAGCACACGGGGUACAAUGAGCUAGUCUAUCGCGCCUGGAGUUCAGUGGCCGCUGGAUCGACGGCGAACCCAAUGCGGAGCUCAAUGCCCUCGAUAUCGCGGCUCCAGAGGAUGAUCGAGUGGGCCUGGUCCCUGGGCUUCGACGUCCAGGGCGCGGAGCAGCUCGGGGGUAAAUUAGUCAACACGCGAAAGUGGAUCGGAGCCACUGAAGUCGUCACUCUGCUGUCAAGUUUGAGGAUACGCUGCCAGCUCGUCGACUUCCACAGGCCCACGGCUCCAGACGGCAGCCAUCCCGAGAUGUUCCAAUGGGUCCUACAGUACUUCCAACGCGCUGAUGACUUCAAGCCUCCGCUGUACCUCCAGCACCAGGGCCACAGCAGGACCAUCAUGGGUGUUGAGCAGUUGAGGGAUGGGUCAAUUACGAUGCUCGUACUCGAUCCCAGUCACACUCCCGCGCAAAUGGGUCAGUUCAAUAGCACCAGCAGCGCUCCGGGUGCCAUGAGGUUGAUCAGAAAGUCCACAGCUGCCAUGAAGGCCAGACAGUAUCAGAUUGUCGCGGUCGUCGGGACCAUGGAAACAGAAUCGCGCUAUCAGAUGAGCAAAGUGCUGAGAACGACUCGAAUUCCACAAGAUAGGUGAGAAUUAGCUGAAAUUAUCAAAACAAUGACGUCUAUAAUUAUAAUUAUUAAUGAGAUAAUUUAUAACUUUAAAUUAUUUAUUGACUAUGAAAUAUGUCGGUUAAUUAAUCACCGGUACUGUCUGUUGGUUAAUUAAUUGAUUGAGCUAUCACUUCUGUCCAUUUAUAUAAAACAAGCUGCUGCUCAAUGUUAUUAUUUUUUUAAUUAGUACUGUAUUUUUACUGUUGUUUUUAAUUAUUGUCUAAUCACUGAUGCUGGACUUGGUGAAUUUUUUUUAAAAUAAAUUUAAUUUUUUUUUAUGUUGUUUUUUUUUUUUUUAAUUUAGAAAGGUAGAAAUUCGUUGAUCUUAAUCAGUAUUUUAUGAUUAAUUAAGUAAUGGUAAUUAAUAAGUAAUAAAUAUUAGUCAAUAAUUAUGUCAAUCCAGUGUUUGUCACUAUUUUUAGUCUCAGGUCUACAAAAAAAUUAAAAUGUUGAUAUAUUUAAAUGGAUAUAUCGUGUCUUUAAUACUGAAGCACAUGAGGUUGAGCAAAUAAUAGAUUUGGGAUCGCGAAGAUUUAUUUUUAUAAUUUUUUUCGGGUGGCUGAUUUUGUUUCGAUUUUGAAUUUUUUUGUGCCUGGGUCAUAUUGAUACCGAAUGUGGGGGCUAAAAAAAUUGUAGUGAAAAUAAACUCACUGUUGACAUUUUGGUCUUAGGGGUACUCCCUCACCCCCUACUUUAUAGAUUAAAAUAGAUAAUUAUCCGAUUGCCAGCCCUAUUAGUAUAAUUAUUUUUUAAAUUUAUUGUUAAACUAAAAUUUUUAAAAUUCAUAUGAUAAUUUAAUGACGUAAGGCGCGAUAAAUAAAUUAUUUUUAUUUCGGAAAAUUAUCACUCAAUUGUGAGAUGAAUAAUUUUUUGGAAGCCAAGUUCUUAAGGGGGAUGACAAAAUAAUUAAACUGAAAGUAAAUAUUGUUUUUUAUUUUUUGGGUAAAUUGCCAGAGUUACAAGGACUCUAUAUAUUUAAAUAGAUAUUGUUUUAUUAAAAAAUAAUGGCGAGCUAAAAGGCCUGAAUUUAGGCGCCUCAGGUUGUAAAUCAGCAAACAAAGUUCAUGUCCAAGAGUCAUUCAGAUAAAUAAUUAAUUAUAAAACUAUUUGAGAUAAAAUAAAAGAUAAAACGUCCAACACUCGUUGUCACUUUUAUCGAUAAAUUUAAAUGAGGCCCCAAAAUAAAUAUCAUCCCUGUUAUUUAAAUAAACCAAUCAGUGCUCGGCUUACACUUUAUUUUAUUAUUUAAACAACAACAAUAUUAAAAUAUUUAAAUAAAAACAGGACGAGUUGGGGCAAAAUGGCCAGCGGUCAGAUAAAAUCGAUUUAUAAUUAUUUAAAUUUAGUCAAACAAUAACUCAUUAAAUAAAAGUAUAUUUAUUUAAAAUCUAAAUUACCGAGGGCCUUAGAAGGAUAUAAAUAAAAUAUAAAUAUUGUAAUUUAUAAGUUUUUUUUUUAACGGAAAGACGGAUCGCUAGCGGUCAUGUUCAGACACAAACAAAUAAUCUGCCGGGAGUUUUAUUUGUUUGUUUAAUAAAAUCAAUAGCAACUCGUUUAUUAAUUAAAUAAAUAAUUAUUAAAAAUAAACAGACCAUCUUCCGGUUUCUCCCAUCAGCUCUAUUUAAAUAUUUAUUCUCUCAAUUUACCGCUCGUUAAAAAUUAACCAAACCUAAAAUAAAAUCUGAAAUUUAAUAAAUUAAUUUAUUUAUUAUCGACACGAUAUAUUCAAAUUACUUAAAUUUCAAUUACUAAUUAAUUGCAAUAAGUUUAAUUAAUUAUACAAAUAAGUAUGACUAAUUAUUAAAGAACUUAAUCAAUUAAAAAAAUAAAAAAAUAGAUAACAAGUGCACGUUACCUCACGAAACUAAAAAUCACGAAUUAUCUGACGGUUAAAAAAUAAAAAAAUAAAUAAAAUAUGUAAAAUUAUACUUUCAUACUAACAAUUGAUAAUUAAUAAUUAAUAAUUAACAAUAAAUAAAAUUAAAAUAAAGAGUAUAUUUAAUAACUAAAUAAAGUUUUAAGUAAAAAAAAAAAUAUUAAAUCACAAUUGACCUUUAUAGUUUGUAAGUCCACGUAAAUU
Molecule: messenger RNA, 4161 nt
Organism: Microplitis demolitor
Lineage: Eukaryota; Metazoa; Arthropoda; Insecta; Hymenoptera; Braconidae
Product: zinc finger-containing ubiquitin peptidase 1
Exons: 5
Coding region: 205-2061 (618 amino acids)
Source: RefSeq, a predicted model, not a curated record